Phytophthora sojae is the source of this 1356-nucleotide messenger RNA. RefSeq lists its product as hypothetical. The record is from RefSeq and is a predicted model, not a curated record. The transcript is spliced from 10 exons. The coding region runs from base 1 to 1089 and encodes 362 amino acids. NCBI's taxonomy places the organism in Eukaryota, Oomycota, Peronosporomycetes, Peronosporales, Peronosporaceae.
AUGGCGGGCAAGGCGUCGGAGCAGAGCGCCGCUGCCGCUGCGUCGGUUGAGGAGCAGAGGGCUGCUGCCGCUGCGUCGGUUGAGGAGCAGAGGGCUGCUGUCGCUGCGUCGGCCGUGGGGGAGUCGCUGGCGCGUCUCACGUUCGAACAUGAGCCUGGCACACUCACGCGCAAUCUCCUUACGCUGACGCGCCAUCUCCUCACGCUCACACGCCACCUCCUCACGCUCACGCGCAAUCUCUUUACGCUCACCGCGUAUGGCGAAUUGCAGAACCGACACAAGUACGUGUUGCCGCUGACGUGCUCGAAAGCUGGGUCCACGAUCAUACUGGGCUUCCUAGGCGACGCUGACUGGCGCAAGCGCCGCGCCCAUCUGUACGCUACCUGCGUGCUGGGCGAGGGCGCCAAGUCGGUCAUGACGCGCAAGCUCGACAACGUGGUGGGCAUGGUGCUGCCGUUCCUGAGCGACCAGAACUCAAUCGCUGAGGACUUCGGCGAGGUUGAGAAGGGCAAGAACUCCCAGGCCAAGUUCCACGCCGUGGCCGUUGCGGCGCUCACGGUGCUGAUCCAAAACGAGCAGUGUGCGCUGUGCACGUGCGCUCUGGCCGCCUGCAUGGAGAUCAACUUCUGCAACACGAACGUCCAGGAGCAGGCAAUCACUGCCGUGGCUAGUGUCGCGAAGGUGAUCGGCGACAAGUUCCUGCGCAUCUACGACAUUUUCAGCCCACUUGCCAAGGAGGAGCGCUUCGUGAACGACGCCAAGGAGAUCAGGGAGAUGCUGGUCCGCGUGCAGUCCAGCGAAGAGCUGGAGGUCCCCGAGGUGCACGCACUCACGUUGCGCAGUUGCGCAGAUUCAGCCGUGUCCGAUGUCGUCGCUGACGAUGUCGAGGAGGAUGGCCAGACGGCUGAUGACAAGGACACGAUGACGCUCGAGAUCCGUGGUGUGGGCAAGAAGUCGCAGGUGAUGAUCCCGCUGAUUGACUUCGAGUACGUUGAGGACAUCCGCAUUGUGAACAGCCUUGCCAUGGCUAACCUGCUGAAGUUUGCGGUGGCUGGCACGCUCAACCACGGCGCUCCAGUAGCUCUUUGAAAACUCUUCAAGGCCGAUGUUGAAGGGCCUGCAGGAGGAGAAGAACCUAAGUGCUUUGGUGCUCUUGUCAAAUUCAUGUCGCCCGUCCAAAAGACGAGCGAUAUGAAGGAUUUCCCAGCUCACUGGCAUAUCGUAACACGUGUGUAUCAGCUGCCACACUUAGGGAGUAGGCAGCACACCCUCCAACGAUCCUUAAGGGCUGGAGGGCCGGGCAUUUUCUAGGUCGUUAGUUAGGCUAAAUGACUGUAAUGUACCUCAACUUAAAAC